Molecule: messenger RNA, 1965 nt
Organism: Parathielavia appendiculata
Lineage: Eukaryota; Fungi; Ascomycota; Sordariomycetes; Sordariales; Chaetomiaceae
Product: lactose permease
Exons: 4
Coding region: 297-1886 (529 amino acids)
Biological process (GO): transmembrane transport; carbohydrate transport
Cellular component (GO): membrane
Molecular function (GO): carbohydrate:proton symporter activity
Source: RefSeq, a predicted model, not a curated record
CACUGCCUUGGAUCCCGCAUGCCGGCGUUGACCACGGGGUCUGGGGCCCCAGAGUGCCGAGAGCUGUGACGAGUCAAGCCCAUCUGGAGAAGGUGUUUUUUUCUUUCUCGUCCGGCCUCCAACUUGUCAUCGGAGACCUAUGGUAGCCUCCUGUUGGGUUCCUCGCUGGGCACUGAUUUUGUUAUGCGCCUAUAAAGACUUCCCUUCGUUUCGGCCCACCUCUGCCUCGUGGUAUCCUCGUCCUAAACCAGGAGCUCGCUCGACUCAACCACUCUCACAACGAUUCAUCCUCCAAGAUGGGCCGGAACAACAAGGCCGGCAAGACCGGGGCGGAGCUAGCGGUCGGCGCCGAACUCGCAGCGGUUCUUCCGGCGAAUACAAAGCCGUGGUACCGCACCCGGCACCUUCUCUUGCUUAACCUGGCGCUUCUGGUGCCCCUGCUCUCGGCAGCAACAAUUGGCUUCGAUGGCUCCAUGAUGAACGGACUCCAGACGCUGAGUCAAUGGCGGGACUACUUUGGCCAGCCUUCCGGCGCCGUCCUCGGAGCCAUGAACGCCAUCUUUCCCGUGGGCAAGCUUCUCGCCGUCGUGCCGGUGGCCUGGCUCACCGACCGCUACGGCCGCAAGCCACCCAUCUGGAUCGGGCUCGUGGGGCUGGUGGCAGCGACAGCAGUCCAAGCCUCGAGCCAGACAGUGGGCCAGUUCAUUGCCGCCCGAUUCUUCCUGGGCUUCUUCACUGCAUUUGUGGGCCAGCCGUCGCCUAUCCUGAUCGCUGAGUUAUCAUACCCAACGCACCGCGCAAAGAUGACGGCUUUGUACCAGACCUUCUUCUACUGUGGCUCCGUCCUCGCCGCCUGGUCGACAUACGGCAGCUUCCGCAUCCCUUCAACCUGGAGCUGGCGAAUCCCUUCGCUCCUCCAGGGCGCCAUCCCGGUGCUUCAGCUACUCGGCAUCUUCUUCGUUCCCGAGUCUCCUCGGUGGCUGUUAGCCAACGGCAAGGCCGCGGAAGCCCGAAAGAUCCUCACCAAGUGGCACGCCGCCGGCAACGACGAUGCAUCCGCGCUUGUCGAGUACGAGAUGGACCAAAUUUCGACAACGGUCGAGCAAGAGCGGGAAGCGCGCGCCACCACGUCGUACCUCGACCUCGUCCGCACGCGGCCCAACCAGCACCGCACGCUGAUCGCCUUCAUCGUCGGCUUCUUCGCGCAGUGGAACGGCGCGUCGGUCGUGUCGUACUACCUGACGCUCGUGCUCAACAGCAUCGGCAUCACCAAGACGUCUGACCAGGCCCUGAUUAACGGCCUGCUGCAGGUGUGGAACUGGCUGGCCGCCGUGCUGGCCGGUGCGCUCAUGGUCGACCGCCUGGGCCGUCGCACGCUGUUCCUGGCUUCGGUGGCCGGCAUGUUUGUCAGUUAUGUCGUCUGGACGGUGCUGACGGCAAGGUUCGUAGCGACGCUGGACCAGGCCAUGGGCAACGCCGUCGUGGCUUUCAUCUUCAUCUACUACUUCUUCUACGACAUCGCCUGGUCGCCCCUGCUCAUUGCCUAUCCGGUCGAGAUCUUCGAGUACGGCCUCCGUGCCCGCGGCGUAGCCGUCACAUACGGCUCCACCUUUGCCGGUCUCAUCAUCGGGCAAUUUGUCAAUCCCAUAGCCAUGGGCAAGAUUGGCUGGCGCUACUACAUUGUGUUUGACUCGAUCCUGGCCAUGCUCUUUGUGGUCAUUUGGUUCCUCUUCCCAGAGACCAAGGGUCGCUCGCUGGAAGAGAUUGCCGAGGUCUUUGACGGCAAGAGUCGAAGGGUCGCCGAUGUGGAGGCAGAGCGAAAAAAGGAACAUGACAGCGUUUCUGUGCAGGUCGAGCAUCCAAAGGCAGAGGCAGAGAAGCUAUAAAUAUCUCUGCCAUUUGUACGCAGACAUAGCCAGAUGCCAUCCAUCUUACGCAGCACUGUGAUGGGUUGCGAGUUGAUAG